Ipomoea nil (Japanese morning glory) is the source of this 815-nucleotide messenger RNA. Its product is annotated as protein RADIALIS-like 4. The transcript is spliced from 2 exons. The coding region runs from base 154 to 474 and encodes 106 amino acids. Gene Ontology annotation, molecular function: DNA-binding transcription factor activity. Lineage: Eukaryota; Viridiplantae; Streptophyta; Magnoliopsida; Solanales; Convolvulaceae. The record is from RefSeq and is a predicted model, not a curated record.
ACCGGCCCACCAUUUAUCCUUCCAUGCUACUAUAUAUAGAGCAGCCAUGACACUAUUGUUUCCACAAACCAUUAUUUCACUCACAUCUAAUUAGCUUCCCAGGCCACCACUGUACUGUACUGUACUGUUCAUCUCUAUCUUAGCUUGUUUGAAAUGGCGUCCAGUUCAGCGUGGACGGCCAAGCAAAACAAGCGUUUCGAGAAUGCGUUGGCUGUCUACGACAAGGACACGCCGGACCGGUGGCGCAACCUGGCCAGGGCGGUCGGCGGGAAGACGGAGGAGGAAGUCAAGCGCCACUACGAGAUGCUCGUGGAAGAUAUCAACCACAUUGAGUCCGGGAAAGUCCCCUUGCCGAAUUACGACGCGCAUGCCGCCGGCGCCGGCGCCGCCAACGGCUCCUCGUCGUCGUCGUCGUCGUCGUCGUAUGCACUGAUGCAGCAGGAGAAGAAGCUGCAAUAUAUGAAGCUUCAGUAGAGAGCGUUAAUGGCGGCCGGAGGAAAGCACAAGCAGUUCCAGGACGACGGAGGAUCAAGUCGAUAUAUAGGCAUUAUUAUUAUUAUUAUGUAAACAAAAUAAAAAUGACACCAGAAGAUUGUGCUAGCUUCUGGUUUUUGCUUCCUAAAAAUUCUCGAAGGAGAUUAUAUUAUUAAUUAAUUAAUUAAUUAAUUAAUUAGCAAUGUACCAUGAACUCUGAAGUUAUUAACGUUGCUGGAAAGUGACCGGAAAACAUAUUCAUGUAUCGUACUUAAUUAUGUUGUCGUAAUUAAUUCUAGUACUAGUUUGUCUACAUGUCACGUCUCUUCCCAGAUGAUAGA